UCAUUUCCCUCUUCGCAAUAGCCCAUUUUCCAUAAUUCGAUUACUCUAUACUAUUUUCUAUUCCGAAGAAAGACGACGACUCGACUCAUAUUGUAUUUUCUCGUUCAAAUCAAUCUCCGAGAAUGGAGCUUCAGAGAUCAGCGAUGAUGAGGCUCUUUGUAGGGUUUCUGCUGCUGUCUUUCGCACCUUUCUCAAUUCAUGGAAGAUUCGUGGUGGAGAAGAACAGCUUGAGGGUGACAUCGCCGGACAGUAUCCGGGGAACCCAUGACAGCGCCAUUGGGAACUUUGGCAUACCUCAGUAUGGUGGCAGCAUGGCUGGGAAUGUUUUGUACCCAAAAGACGAUCAAAAGGGCUGCAAGGAGUUUUCCGACUUUGGGAUUUCGUUCCAAUCCAAGCCCGGAGCUCUUCCGACCUUCGUUUUGCUGGAUCGUGGAGAUUGCUUCUUUGCUUUGAAGGUCUGGAAUGCCCAGAAGGCAGGAGCUUCUGCAGUUCUGGUGGCUGAUGACAUGGAGGAACCACUAAUAACAAUGGAUUCUCCUGAAGAAGAUGGUUCAACUGCCAAGUACACUGAGAACAUAACCAUCCCAUCAGCACUUAUUGAUAAAAACUUUGGUGAAAUAUUAAAGAAAUCAAUCAGUUCUGGGGACAUGGUCAACGUGAAUCUUGAUUGGAGAGAAGCUGUUCCACACCCAGAUGAUCGCGUGGAAUAUGAACUAUGGACCAACAGCAAUGAUGAAUGCGGAGUAAAAUGUGAUAUGUUGAUGGAAUUUGUGAAAGAUUUUAAGGGUGCAGCUCAGAUUCUUGAGAAAGGUGGUUAUACUCAAUUCACACCUCAUUACAUAACUUGGUACUGUCCUGAGGCAUUUACCUUGAGCAAACAGUGCAAGUCCCAGUGUAUCAAUCAUGGAAGAUACUGUGCCCCUGAUCCUGAACAGGAUUUCAGCACUGGUUAUGAAGGGAAAGAUGUGGUUUUGGAAAACCUAAGGCAGCUCUGUGUUUUUAAAGUGGCAAAUGAAACCAAAAAGCCUUGGGUCUGGUGGGACUAUGUGACAGAUUUCCAAAUUAGAUGUCCUAUGAAGGAGAAAAAGUAUAACAAGGAAUGUGCUGUUGCUGUCAUUCAAUCUCUUGGGCUGGAUGUCAAGAGUGUUGACAAGUGCAUGGGAGACCCUUCAGCAGACUCUGAAAACCCUGUUUUGAAAGAAGAGCAAGAUGCUCAAGUUGGGAAAGGAACGAGAGGUGACGUGACCAUAUUGCCUACUCUUGUUGUCAAUAAUCGACAGUACAGAGGAAAGUUGGAGAAAGGUGCUGUUUUGAAGGCCAUCUGUUCUGGUUUUGAGGAAACAACUGAGCCAGCUGUUUGUUUGAGUGGUGAUGUGGAGACGAAUGAGUGCUUGGAUAACAAUGGUGGUUGCUGGCAUGAUAAAUCAGCCAAUCUCACUGCCUGCAAGGACACAUUUCGUGGGAGGGUAUGUGAGUGUCCCCUGGUUGAUGGGGUGCAGUUCAAAGGAGAUGGUUAUACUACCUGUGAAGCAAGUGGGCCUGGGAGGUGCAAGAUAAACAAUGGUGGUUGUUGGCAUGACGCUCGAAAUGGGCAUGCAUAUUCUGCUUGCACUGAUAAUGGAGAGGUCAAGUGUCAGUGCCCUCCUGGAUUUAGAGGCGAUGGUAUCAAGAGUUGUGUAGAUAUUGAUGAAUGCAAAGAGAGAAAAGCCUGUCAGUGUUCUGAUUGCAGCUGCAAAAACACCUGGGGAAGCUAUGACUGCACAUGUGGUGGGGACUUAUUGUAUAUGAGGGACCACGACACCUGCAUAAGUAAAACUGCCAGAGAGACACGCUCUACUUGGGCUGCUGUUUGGGUCAUCUUAAUAGGCUUGGGUAUGGCUGCUGGUGGGGCAUAUCUUGUGUACAAAUACAGAUUAAGGUCUUACAUGGAUUCAGAAAUCAGAGCGAUAAUGGCACAAUAUAUGCCCCUGGACAGCCAGGGAGAAGUUCCGAAUCACGUCAACGAAAAUCAUGCAUGAGAGAUUCUCUCCAAUCGUAAUCUUCCAAGAACUUGAUGUGAUGAAAAUGUGGAUGUGUACCAUGAAAAGAAAUAACUUUUCUUCAUCUAAUCACAGAAUUUUUGAGUCUCCGAUUGUCAUCUUAUAGAUGCGUUGUAACAUAUUUGGAUAAUAAAUUAAUGCAGAUUUCACCAUGUCCGUUGUUUAUUAGGACUGUAAUAUGCACUGCAGCAGCAGCAGCAGGAGUCAGAGGACGACAGUUGAAGGAAGGGAUUUGAUUUUAUUUGAUUUGAAGAGGCAGAUUUCAAAGGGUUAGGGAGUACUUACCAUCCAGAAUUUCAUUUCAUGGAACUUGUUCUUCAAUUUAAAUGCAACCCUGUAAUUUACUCACUUUUUACUUCUAGGACAGGUUGAACUUCGUGUUAUUACUAUUGUCGAUUGAGGGAGUUCUUUUCGUUUUUCUUGUUAAUCAUAAAUUAAGUAACCAGAUGCACAUUUGAGACUAUAUUUACAUGUUAGUAAUGGAUCUAAUAGGAGUGGAGAUUAGCAAAGUAUUUUAUUUAUUUUUUGGAGAUAUUGGUUUUGGAG
Humulus lupulus (European hop) is the source of this 2585-nucleotide messenger RNA. RefSeq names its product vacuolar-sorting receptor 1-like. The transcript has 12 exons. Lineage: Eukaryota; Viridiplantae; Streptophyta; Magnoliopsida; Rosales; Cannabaceae. Bases 123 to 2018 code for a protein of 631 amino acids. The record is from RefSeq and is a predicted model, not a curated record. Gene Ontology annotation, molecular function: calcium ion binding.